AAAAAUAUGGAAAUAUGGCACAACGUUAUACAGCUAUAAUAAUAGCUAUUUGUAUAGGAAUGAUAACAGUUGUAGGAACAGGAACAACGCUCUUAACAAUUCUUGCACAUAUUUGCGGAAUGUUUACAAUCGUCAGUUACCGUAUUGAGCAAGCAAUGACAAUUAAUAAUUUACAAAAUAAAUCAAAGAAUGAAAAUGUUAUUUGUAAAGGAAUAAUUUAUGCUGUAGACAUUCAUUGCAAAGCUAUAGAGUUCUCCAGAUAUUUAACAUCUAGCAUUCAGGGAUCAUACUUUCUUUUAAUUGGAAUUGGUGUGCUGUCAUUAAGUCUCAAUCUUUUUGAAAUGUAUCAAAUUCUAUCAGGUGAUGGAGAUAAAGAAGCAUUUUUCAUACAUUUUCUAUUUAUAUUCAUAAUUCUUUUAUACAUGUUUGUAACUAGCUACGUCGGACAGGAAAUUAUAGAUCACAAUAAUGACAUUUAUUAUACCGCAUAUAAUGUUUGUUGGUAUGUAGCACCAUUACAUAUACAGAAGCUGAUAUUAUUUCUGUUACAAAGAGGCAGCAAAGUUGUCAAUUUGAAUGUGGGCGGACUGAUCGCAGCAUCUUUAAACUGCUUUGCUUCCUUAGCAAGUGCAUCGGUAUCUUAUUUCACUUUCAUAUAUUCCACUCAUGAAUAA
Molecule: messenger RNA, 674 nt
Organism: Camponotus floridanus (Florida carpenter ant)
Lineage: Eukaryota; Metazoa; Arthropoda; Insecta; Hymenoptera; Formicidae
Exons: 7
Coding region: 15-674 (219 amino acids)
Biological process (GO): sensory perception of smell; detection of chemical stimulus involved in sensory perception of smell
Cellular component (GO): plasma membrane
Molecular function (GO): odorant binding; olfactory receptor activity
Source: RefSeq, a predicted model, not a curated record